AGUAGGAGUAAGCGUGGUGAUGGACAGACAGACGUGUGAACCAGCGCAGUAAACACCAUGGGAAUACGACAAUAAUACAGCGACGACAAGGAAGAAGAGAAGGUGACAGAGGAAUGUAUACCACAAAUGUAACGGGGUAGAACAUCUGAAAAAAGAGAAAAAAAAAAAAAACAGAAGGGAAGAUCUUGAUUGAGUCGAGUUAAUUCGUCUUCACCUCUUCAACGCUCACGAACCCCAGCAAAGAUGGAAAUAUGGAGACUGUUUUGCGGUUCCCUUCUUCCGCUGCUCUUAUUACCUUUACAAUGAAGGGAGGACGAGGCAGUACUUGCUCAACGCAGCUACAGAAUAUGCAGUCAAGGGUCAAGCCACGUGCCUUCCAACCACGCUGAGGAAAUGCUGAACGAUUUAUUCAACUCCUUUCUGUGGUCAGACCAAAGGUGGCGUGACUGGGAAGGCGUCAAUCACUCUCUGGCGUCACGGGUGCCACCAGAUGUUUGCCACAAGGUGCAUCGACAUUGGCACCAGUUUGAAGUGCCUCACCCUCUGUGGCACGCUCUUCUCGGCACGAUCUACUUGCUCAUAGGAAUGGCAGGACUCACCGGGAACUGCCUCGUGCUUUGGAUCUUCGGGACUUCGAGGAACCUCCGAGGCGGCACAAACCUUCUGGUCAUGAACCUCGCGCUGGCCGACCUCCUCAUGAUGGCCUCCCAGUCCCCGGUGCUCGUCGCUAACUGCUACGCCAUGACCUGGACGUUUGGACCCACGGCCUGCGAGAUUUAUGGCUUCUGCGGCGCCCUCUUUGGCACUGUGUCCAUUGUCACUCUGGCCCUCAUUGCUCUGGACAGGUACCACGCCAUAGUGAACCCCUAUACAGGGUGGCGGCUAAGCUACGAGCGGGCAGUGGUGUGGGCGGCGGGGUCGUGGGCGUACUCGGCGGGGUGGUGUUGUCCGCCCCUCCUCGGCUGGAACCAGUACGUCCUCGAGGGAUUUCUUACCAGUUGCACCUUCGAUUACCUAACGGAGGAGCCCUGGAGUCGGAUCUACGUGUUCCUGCUGUUCGUGUUCGCCUACGUUGUGCCGCUGUGUGUCAUCACCGUGUGCUACUCCCUCAUCUAUUUCUCCGUCUCCCGCCACGACCAUCUGCUUGUGAGAGAUAACGUGCUGACUAAAAGUCAGACCUGUUUGACCUUACACCGGCGGGAGACGCAGCUGGCGCGGGUGGUGGUCAUCUCAGUGCUGUUCUGGGCCCUCGCCUGGACACCCUAUGCAGUGGUGUCGUUGUUGGGGGCUCUCUCGUGCCGCACUGCUCUCACCCCGUUCUCCACCAUGCUUCCUGCUGUGUUCGCCAAGCUCUCCACUGUGUACAACCCUCUCAUUUAUGCCGUCUCUCAUCCCACGUACAGACAGGUAACGAACGCACCCUUGUCCUCACCCUCACUCUACGUGUCCUCCCAUGGUGCAUGUCAGUCCCAUGACAUCACUGCUGCUGCUGCUGCUGCUGCCGCCACUGCCGCCGCCGCCACCACUCCUACUCUUACUAUUAUUGCAACAAUACUACUACUACUACUACUAAUAUUAUUAUUAUUUUUUUAUAAGUAUCAUUAUCAUUAUUGUUAUUAUUAUUAUUAUUAUUAUUAUUAUUAUUAUUAUUAUUAUUAUUAUCAUUAUCAUCAUCAUCAUUGUCAUUAUCAUCGGCCACCACCAUCCAUGACCAGGCUGACAUGUUAAUGUUAAACGUAUUUCAUUUAUUUGCUGAAUUUGUAGUGAUGUGAUGAUAACACGUCUGCUGUAAGUGUAUGUCAUCUAUGUAUAGUACGGACGGGUAUGGGAAGCUAUUCUCAUGGAUGAGUUACUCGGCUACCAAAGUUGAUCUAUAUUGUAAGGUUGUGCUUUCAUGGCUUCAAAGUCAUCAUUACGAUGACAGAAGCACAUAUGUCGCAUCAUAAUCACAUAGUAAAGGUACAGAAUUGCAAACCAAGUACAGUACAUCUAUGUAAUUUAACUAAGACUGAUAUUCCUUAAUGAACACCAUUCUCUUUGAUCAUGUAACGUUUUCUACGUAUUGCAAGGGGAGAGACUGCUAUAUAAAGAACUGCCGUACUCUCACGUUAAAUAAGCAUCUUGAAAUUGCCAAUGUAACAAGUGACAUUCAUUCAGAUGUUAUUCAGUAAAAGCUCAGUUUGUUUUGAAAGAAAUUAUUAGGUAAUAAGCCUCCGUUACUGAAAGAUUUUGUUGCAACAACGGUGAUAAUGUGUAUAAGCGUUUGUGUAAUGGUAGUGCAUAGGGAUAGCAGUAGUAGUAAUAGUAGUAUUAGUAGUAAAAGAGAUAGAAAAGAUAGGCAAGAAAGGAAAGAGGAAGAGAAUAAGGAAGCAAGAAAAAUAAAAG
This is a messenger RNA of Portunus trituberculatus (swimming crab), 2385 nucleotides long. Its product is annotated as rhodopsin-like. The coding region runs from base 394 to 1728 and encodes 444 amino acids. The transcript has 10 exons. Gene Ontology annotation, cellular component: membrane. NCBI's taxonomy places the organism in Eukaryota, Metazoa, Arthropoda, Malacostraca, Decapoda, Portunidae. The record is from RefSeq and is a predicted model, not a curated record. Gene Ontology annotation, molecular function: G protein-coupled receptor activity. Gene Ontology annotation, biological process: phototransduction; G protein-coupled receptor signaling pathway.